Molecule: messenger RNA, 373 nt
Organism: Funneliformis geosporum
Lineage: Eukaryota; Fungi; Glomeromycota; Glomeromycetes; Glomerales; Glomeraceae
Source: the annotation of a GenBank genome assembly
GAUAUUCUUAGGGAAACUGUAAAGGAUAUUUCUCAGACAGAUCUUAAUGAAAUAAUUAAAACUGCUGUACAUAUCCGUGAAGAAGCAGACGCCAAACGACUCAUUAAAAAGGACCUAACACCCGAGCCUUAUCUUUAUCAAAUUCCAGAACCAGGUGAGCACUUUGAAUAUGUUGUAGUUAAGAAUAAUUCAUCGGAAAGAGUGGGGGACAAAAUGGAGUACCCAGAAGUAGCAAGACGACUUGGUAAAAAAAUCGAUAUUAGCUAUUAUCUGAAAAGUGUUGUCGGCCUCUGUGCACGAUUUAUUAACUAUGAUGAAUUAUUCCAGCCAUCAUCUGAAAUUGUGCUGGAAGCCUUAAAAAGGUUAAAAGAUG